Messenger RNA from Lobosporangium transversale, 624 nucleotides. RefSeq lists its product as hypothetical. Gene Ontology annotation, cellular component: membrane. The transcript is spliced from 2 exons. NCBI's taxonomy places the organism in Eukaryota, Fungi, Mortierellomycota, Mortierellomycetes, Mortierellales, Mortierellaceae. The coding region runs from base 1 to 624 and encodes 207 amino acids. The record is from RefSeq and is a predicted model, not a curated record.
AUGACAGCCACCGCGUUACCUUUUUUACUCCUCUCUUUGGCCACUAACUGUACUCUUCUCCAAGUCAUCUCCAAGCCUAUAGCUUCAUUUGGCUUCGUCACUGCCAGCCUAGCUUACCUUCCCCCAGCGGCCCCCAGUACUGCUCCUACCCUUCUUACCAACGCAGCAUUCUCUAACUUUACAGAGUUCCUUAGGAAUGUCCCUGUCCUUGGCAUCUUCGGAUUGCUUUUGGAUCAAAUCAGGCAGCUCCUCCACCUUUACACCCAUGUUGCACCCACAGUAUUUUUUCGUUCAACGUAUUCAAAAGUUCUUGUGGCUGGAUCUGUUUGUGGUUUUUUGGGUGAUGUUUUUUUGAUGUUUGACUGGGGGUUUUUGCCCGGUGUGGCUUGCUUCGCGUGUGGCAUUACCGCUGCCAUGGUCGCGUUCGUACUCCAUGGACAGAACGGAUAUGCUGCGAAGAAGGGAAUGAUGUUCGCCCUUGUUGUGGAUAUGUUUUUUAUCCCUUGGUUGUUCCCAAAGAUCACGAGCAAGGUCAUGAAGAUCGCUCAAGCCAGAAAAACUCAUGUCAAUAGUGAGGCGAAAGCCUUGAUUGCUACCCGUAACCCGACAAAGAACACAGAAUAG